CUCUAAAUCUAUUGAUAACUUUAUACAACCAUAACUAUCAUUAAAAUUUCAGUUCUGUUAUACGAUCAAACGCUAAACUUUCAAAAUGACAACUCGGUGUGCGGGGCGGAAAUGCGCUGGUUCGCUGCUGUGAGCGCUGGUCUGUUUCCGUGUGAAUGUGCGAUUGCGAGAGAUUAACGACCCAGAUUGAGAUGAAAACAGGUGCUGCUGCUGGACGGCUCUAAUGUCAUUUUGCGCUAAAGAAAUCUGACUGACGUUGAGCAGAGUGCUGUGGUGCCAUGUGGCUGUGGCUUCAGGAGGUGUUUGUGUGGACGACUUUUCAUCUGUCUGCUCACAUCUCACAUUGUUUGCUUCCCGGUAUCGCUGGGCUUUCUGUAUUGUAAAGAUCCUCGCACUUCCUUGGAAGAUGCCCAAUGUGGAGCCAAGGAUGCACAGGUGGAAAUGGCCCGGCCAGUUUACCUCACUGUACCUGUUCUGUCUGUGUUUUCUCUGCUCAGUCUCUGGAGUUUCUUCCAGCAUAUGCACAGUAACAGGCGGUGUACUGGGUAUCCACUGGAGCAGCAUCAUCGGCCUGGGCUGGCAGCCGCUGGCAGUGGACGGGGGAGGGCCUCGGUGCUGGGAAUCCUGCUGUUUGAAGCCCUCCUGCGGUGCUGUGUGGAGUCUCGGUGGAAGAUGUGUAUUACUGGCCUGUGGUAGAAAAGAAGGCUGCUCCAUUACCUGGCUUCCUCAGCCACAUAGAAAAUCUCUGGGGCUUCUGCAGGAGCUGAACAGGAGCAUGGGCAGGAAACCUCGAAAUGCUGAGGAUAUCAGAGUAAUCAGGGAAACAGAGCAUGAAAUAGAACAGGACUUGUUAGUGAAACCCACAGCACCACUGACCACAUCCAAUAUAACUGUGCAUAUAACUGGUGAGACCACCAUCCAGUCCACCAGUGGCAGUGGACAACAGACAGCUCUCUCAGCACCCGAGUAUAAUUCAACACUGGCUGCAGACACUGUGGAUCAUUCAGCAGUGAACAACAGUAAUCAGUCACCACAGUCCACGUCUGACACCCGUUCCGUGACUCCACCGCCAACACCAGCUGUAACAGUGCGAGAGCUAGUUGUCUCUGCUGGCAAAAAUGUGGAGGUCACUUUACCACGCAAUGAGGUGGAGCUCAAUGCUUUCGUAGUGCCAGCGCCCCCUUCAGGGGCUAACUAUGCCUUCGAUUGGCGUUUGAGGACGCAUCCAAAAGACUACAGUGGAGAAAUGGAGGGUAAACACAGCAAGACGCUUAAGCUCAGUAAGCUGACAGUGGGCCUCUAUGAGUUUGAAGUGGUAGUGGAUGGUGACGGUGCUCAUGGGGAGGGAUAUGUCAACGUUACUGUCAAACCAGAGCCACGAGUGAAUAAGCCACCUGUUGCAGUGGUUUCUCCGAAGUACCAGGAAAUCUCUUUGCCUACAAGCUCAACUGUGAUUGACGGCAGUCAGAGUACUGAUGAUGAUAAAGUGGUGACGUGGCAUUGGGAGGAGGUAAAAGGGCCUCUCAGAGAGGAAAAGGCUUCGGGUGAUACUGCUAUUCUCACUCUCACCAACUUGGUUCCUGGUAACUACACCUUCAGUCUUACAGUGACUGACUCGGAUGGAGCUCAGAAUUCAACCCAAGCCAUGUUGUUAGUUAACAAGGCCACGGACUACAGACCUACAGCUAAUGCUGGACCUAACCAAGUGAUUACAUUGCCACGCAACUAUAUCACACUGUAUGGUAACCAAAGUACUGAUGACCAUGACAACCUGUCCUACGAGUGGUCACUCAGUCCUGAAAGCAAAGGCAAAGUGGUCGAGAUGCAAGGUGUGAGGACGCCCAUUCUGCAGCUGUCUGCCUUGCAGGAGGGUGACUACACAUUUCAGCUAACCGUCACUGACUCGUCUGGCCAGCAAGACACAGCUCAGGUCACUGUCAUUGUCCAGCCAGAAAAUAACAAGCCACCUGUAGCGGAUGCUGGUCCAGACAAGGAGCUGACGCUGCCUGUCGAUCGUACCACGCUGGAUGGCAGCAAGAGCAGCGAUGACCAAAAAAUUGCUACGUACCAUUGGACAAAGACCAAGGGCCCAGAAGGGGUGAAAAUUGAUAAUGCAGACACUGCAGUUGCCGUGGUGACCGGUCUGCAGGAGGGCGAGUACAUUUUCACAUUGACAGUGACAGAUGAAAGGAGCCUGGAGAAUUCUGACACAGUCUCUGUCAUUGUGAGAGAAGAGGAUGAUCAGCCACCAGUGGCCAAAGUGCUCUCCAGUCCUCCGAUCACUCUUCCCAUCCGCACAGCAUUUCUGGAUGGUUCUCGAUCAUCAGAUGAUAAGGGAAGCAUCAGCUACCUCUGGACCCGUGAAGACAGCAGCCCGGCUGCAGGGGAUGUCCUGAAUAACUCUGACCACCAGGCAGUGCUUUUUCUUGGUAAUCUGGUGGAAGGGAAGUACACUUUCACCCUGACUGUAACUGACAGUAAGGGAAAGACCAGUACUGACAGAGGCACUGUAGAAGUUCGACCAGAUGUUUAUGAGCGAGACUUGGUGGAGCUGAUCCUGGAAGUUGCUGUGGCUCAGGUGUCCCGCAGACAGAAGGAUAUGCUCAUCAGGCAGGUUGGCGUCCUUCUGGGUGUCCUGGACAGUGACAUCACAGUGCGAGAGAUUAGCGCCUUCAAUGAGCACAGCACUCGCUUGGUAUUUCUGGUGUCUGGAGGUCCUGGACGACCUCCGUUGGCUGGCCAUAGUGUCGCUAUGGAACUCCGCAACAAAUUUCGGAAGCAAAAAAAUGAAUUCCUUAUCUUUAGGGCCCGGCGAGUGGACACAGUUAUCUGCCAGCUGAACUGCUCCAGUCACGGGGAAUGCGAUUCCUUUACCAGACGUUGUGUUUGCCACCCAUUCUGGAUGGAGAAUUUAUUCAGUACUUAUUUUUGGGACACUGAGAGCAAUUGUGAAUGGAGUGUAUUAUAUGUGACGAUAGCAUCGUUCAUGAUCGUGGUUGCCAUAGCGACUGUAAUAUGGGGUAUUGUGUGCUGUUGUCGAAGACGGAAAAGUAAGGUGAGACGAAAGAGCCGCUAUAAAAUGCUGGAGGGGGACGAUCAAGAGAGUCUGGAAUUACAGUUACCAAGACCUGGUCGCUUGAAGCCAGUUCCUGCUCCCACAUCUUCUGCACUCAUGCACUCCGAUUCUGAUCUGGAAAGUGAUGAUGGCCAAGCGGGAAUCCCCUGGUCUGAUCGAGAGCGUGGAAAACUCCUGAAACCCCAAAACGGAUCUCUGCGUAACGGCCAAGGUCCUCACAAACCUAAAAAACAAAGAGAGGAGCUGCUUUAGCAUAUAGGCCAAACCUCUCGUAUCGCCCCAAUGCACUGUUCACCCCUCAUCCACGACACAUGUCAAUGACUUUAAUUCAGGAGGGACUUGCAGGAUGUCAGGAAUGACCUCUGCACCUGCAUCCCUGGGUUGAAUCGCAGCCCAGUCUGAGCCAAAAUGAAAAUGCAUUAAAACACGAAUGGUGGAAAAUGACAAAAGGUCAAAUCUGUAGAGCCAUGCACCUCAAAAAGACAAUGAGAAUGUACCUGCUUCACUGCAGAGAAAGACGAGCGAUAUAUGUGCCAGCGGCAACUGGAAAGGGUUGGGAAUUUCAGAGUAGCUCUCUGAGAAACUUUUCCCAACCAGAAUGUCACAUCUCACCGCAGAUAACUGAGCCUGCCUCACUGUCCCCUUUCUAUGAAGCUUCCUGAUAUGACAGGCAGCCUGUCACAUCCAAACACUGCCUGGCAUGUCUAUUAAUUUGUAUAUUUUUACUUGUGGUAACAAUGCAGAGAUUGAGUCCUAUGGCACCAAAUAAUGCCAUGUUGUAUGCAUGAGAAGCCAAGAUUUUGCUUCCCACAGAUUUUUUUUUAUGGUUUGCAUGUAUUAAAUCGAGAUGCGUGUGCUACUCUGCGGUCUUGCGUGGCUGAAUGUCAAAGGUGCAUUUAUGCCCCUUUGCCACUUUUAAACACCAGCAAAAGUGACGUCUGCAGCAUUAAUAGCCAUGUUUGUCAGGAGUUUGAAGAGGUGAUAUCGUACACUGGAAAUUGCAUUAGAUGUUGCACUGGGGCUAGUCGCAUACCCCCUCUGGUUCUGGAGAAUGAAUAUAACAGGAUGGGGUCUGGCUGGCUUACUCAAACCGGAAUUAGCCACUAGUCAGCGAAUCAUGUUUUUGUUGCACUUGGUUUGCAUUAGUAUUGAGUUUUUUGAUUGUUGAUUCAUCAGAAAUCAUCACUCGGUUUUAAGGUAGUUUCAUCUCAGCCAUUUGAAAUGAGACACUCCACUUCCAAUGUUCGUUGGUUUGUUAUGAAAGAGCUGAAUGUUAUCUAGACAAUGUGCGUGUGUUUUCCCCCCCCACAUGUCUGAGUCUUGCACAUUUUAAAUGCAUGGGGGAAAAUGAAGGGAUUUUUUUAAUCCAUGCUUUUUUGUUGCUGUUUUUAGUGAAGAAUUCCCUGUUUCAUGUGACUUGUUCUAAUAACUGGAGUAAAUAAAAAAACAUAUAUUUA
Molecule: messenger RNA, 4533 nt
Organism: Labeo rohita (rohu)
Lineage: Eukaryota; Metazoa; Chordata; Actinopteri; Cypriniformes; Cyprinidae
Product: KIAA0319-like ortholog
Exons: 22
Coding region: 407-3328 (973 amino acids)
Cellular component (GO): plasma membrane; cytoplasmic vesicle
Source: RefSeq, a predicted model, not a curated record